AUGGCCAAGAGCUCUCGUUCAAGUACCCGCAAAGCGAACAACAGGCGCUUGGCGGCUACUGUCUUUGGCCCUGCCGAGACUUCUCGCGCCGAGCGCCUGUCGGCCAAGCUGCUGGAAGUGGCCAACCAACCCAAGCCUGAUACGUCGGAUGCGAAUAUGGAGGAACACACCAACCUUGUCGAGACCGAAGCCGCCGAAGCUGGUGACGCCACGGUUAUGGACGUCGAUAAUAAAAGCACAGUAUCAAACCGCAUGGGUCGGAAGCGAAUCGACAAGCGAAAGCCAAAGAAGGCCUCUAUCGUGUUCCCCAAGUACAGCGACAGGGUCAAGGCCAAAAAGAACAAGAAGAAGGCUCUUUUUAGAAUUAUUGUUUCUGCAUAUGAAUUAUUCAGAAGCCUUUGUGGAGGCGCUGCUGUAGCUAGCGUCACGGUCGCCCCUUGGGAGUCGCAUCGCAAAACAACAUCUCUCCGUCUACAUCACAAAAGGCACAAGAACCGUGUUUAUCUUCUAACCGCUCGAGUCGCUCACGGGCCGCGUAGUACUGCACAUAGCAUACUGCAAUGCGUGCAUUUCCUAGUCCCUUUAUUCCCACCCACCCAACGCGCCUCACCAUCCCUCACGCUCCCUCACGUCACUCACUCCCUCACUCUCGCUAUGGCCCCUAAUAGCGCCAUUCCAGCAGGGUGGUCCUUUACGACCUUGCUGCUAGCUAUCGCCAAUCUCCUGAUCCCAGUAUCUAUUCUCAUAUUUGCUACCGGAUUCUUUCCAUAUAAGCCGUUCCUGCCAGGCUUGUCUGAAUUUGAAGUGCUCGAGUCUGGACCACCGCCUCAGGCACCAUUUGACAAGCUUGUCUUCGUGGUGAUCGAUGCACUGCGCAGCGACUUUGUGUACUCCCAAGGGUCCGGUUUUAAGUAUACGCAAAGCCUUAUUCGCGAUGGCGCAGCUAUUCCAUUCACAGCAUAUGCCCGCUCGCCAACAGUGACGAUGCCUAGAUUGAAAGCAAUCACUACUGGCUCAAUCCCGUCUUUUGUAGACCUCAUUCUCAAUAUCGAUGAAGGAGACGAGUCUUCAGCUCUCGCCGCACAAGACACUUGGUUGGCUCAGCUCAAAGCGAAGAACACUGGCAAGGUGCUCAUGUAUGGCGAUGAUACGUGGUUAAAGCUUUUCCCUGACUUUUUUGAUCGUCAUGACGGCACUUCCAGCUUCUUCGUUGCGGACUUUACAGAAGUCGACAACAAUGUGACUCGCCAUAUUAAUGGAGAGCUGCAAAAUGAUGAUUGGUCACUGAUGGUACUGCACUAUCUCGGACUCGACCACAUUGGCCAUAAAUCAGGGCCUAGGAGCUCGAACAUGGUUCCGAAGCAACAAGAGAUGGACACUAUAGUUCGUACGAUCUAUGACUCGCUGUCAUCCAACAAUCAUCUCGAAUCGACUCUACUGGUAGUGUGCGGUGAUCACGGAAUGAACGACGCAGGAAACCAUGGCGCAUCUUCGCCUGGUGAGACGUCGCCUGCACUGCUAUUCCUGUCCCCCAAGCUCAAGGCGAUUGCGCGUGCGUAUGAGUCUCCGACGCUCCCCAGGGACGAGUUUAACUAUUACUCUGAAGUGGAACAGUCGGAUAUUGUCCCGACCGUUGCUGCCCUUCUAGGUUUUCCAGUCUCCAAGAAUAAUCUCGGCGCCUUCAUCCCCGAGUUUCUCCCAUUUUGGUCGAGCCCCAAAGACAAGAUCCAAAUUCUUGUCCGUAAUGCUCGUCAGAUUCUCAACAUUGUCACGGCCUCGUUCGGACCUGAGCUCUUUGACCUUAUUCCAUCAACUGACCCUUGCCAACUAAAGCGUACCGACAUCAGCGAGCUCGCCUGCGAGUGGCAAUUCAUUACGCAGCGGGCUCUUACUCUCGGUGCUGAAAACAAACUUGACCAAGAGUGGCUCGAUUCCACAUCUCAAUGGAUCCGCAAGGCUCAGAAUUUAAUGAGUAGCAUGGCCUCUAAUUACGACAUGCCACGCCUAUAUCUCGGACUAGCACUGGCUGUCAUGGCUGUCACCGCCGCGGCCUCUGCACCCUUUGUGCAGGGUAUCAACAGGCCCCAAACGACAUUUCCACUCGUGCUUAUCUCAUUACUGUAUGGUGCCAUGAUGUUUGCGAGUAGCUAUGUCGAGGAAGAGCAUCACUUUUGGUACUGGGCUGCUACCCUCUGGCUCGCGUUCCUCGGAGCCAAGGCCAUUAGACGCUCCGGCAAGUUUUCUUCAGGCAGCUGGUACGUCGUUGCUCUCCUUGCCGUCCGCGUCAUGAGAAGCUGGAAUCAGACCGGCCAGAAAUUUGCUGGCGAGCCGGACAUUGUCAAGCUCUUCGUCCACCAAUACCCUGCUGCUCUAUGGAUGGCCAUCAUCAGCAUGUACGCCAUUACUUGGUUCCAGAUGCUGCCCAGCCUCGAGAGCAUACCCUUCAUCGCCGCCACCUCUAUCACGUCGGUUCUCAUUUCCUCGGCGUUUACCUUUAAGCUGGCCUUUACAGCCGCCGAUGCGCCGGAGCUCGUCGUCGGUUUUGUUAAGACACUCAACGACAAGUUCGAGGGCCAGUCGCUGCUUUGGCGCGCUCGCGUCGUCUUCAUCGUUCUUGGCUUGCUUUCUACCUUUGCCAUUGUUCGAGGCGUGUCCGGCGGACGACACGCAAUAUCAGCCACACGUCUCUUGCACGAGCUUCUCACCAUUUUCGCAAUGACACAGUCCCGCGCUGCCAAUAUACCCCUAUUUCUCCUCGCACACAUAAUUUACUGCGCCAUCGACGCCAAACAGAUGACGCUUGCCGACAUCACCACGUCAUCUAUCCUUUUCCAGCACGCGAGCUUCUUCGCAGCUGGCGGCUCCAACGCCAUCUCCUCCGUCGACCUCUCGAGUGCCUAUAACGGCAUCGCCGGCUUUAACGUCGUCACUGUCGGUAUUCUGACCUUCGUCAGCAACUGGGCCGGCCCAUUGUACUGGACCUCAGCCACCACCGCUCUACUCCUUGACAAGUUCAGGGCAGGCGAGCGCGGUGUCUUUUGGCAGCAUACUGCGCUGCUUAGCAUCUUUGCCACGGCAUCUGUCGCGUUCGUCAUGGCGGCGUGCAUAGUUAUGCGUACUCACCUAUUUAUCUGGACUGUCUUUUCGCCCAAAUACUUGUACGCCAUGGCCUGGAAUAUUGCGCAGCACCUCCUGGUCAACAUUGGAUUGAGCGGGGCUCUUUUCUGGUUGGGCACUCGGUAG
This is a messenger RNA of Cordyceps militaris CM01, 3243 nucleotides long. Its product is annotated as sulfatase, putative. Bases 1 to 3243 code for a protein of 1080 amino acids. The record is from RefSeq and is a predicted model, not a curated record. Gene Ontology annotation, cellular component: endoplasmic reticulum membrane. Gene Ontology annotation, biological process: GPI anchor biosynthetic process. NCBI's taxonomy places the organism in Eukaryota, Fungi, Ascomycota, Sordariomycetes, Hypocreales, Cordycipitaceae. The transcript has 11 exons.